Messenger RNA from Xiphophorus couchianus (Monterrey platyfish), 5267 nucleotides. RefSeq names its product neuromedin U receptor 3 (gene nmur3). Gene Ontology annotation, biological process: neuropeptide signaling pathway. The transcript has 3 exons. The record is from RefSeq and is a predicted model, not a curated record. Gene Ontology annotation, molecular function: neuromedin U receptor activity. Gene Ontology annotation, cellular component: plasma membrane. Lineage: Eukaryota; Metazoa; Chordata; Actinopteri; Cyprinodontiformes; Poeciliidae. The coding region runs from base 247 to 1518 and encodes 423 amino acids.
UCCCUGUGUGGACCCUCGGUCUGCCUUUUCCUGUCUCUACGGAACCGAACCGUUCGAAGCAACUUUUCUUUUCCAUCCAUGCACUAUUUGCUGCGUCUGCCGCUCCAUUUACAAGCAUGACACAACGUGUUCACAGCAAAAAGCGACCUGCAGAUCAACAUCAAGGUCCCAGUAGUUGAACUAAACCAGACGCAAGAGAAGGGAUUUUUGUCACCUCCCAUUAUUUAUCCGGCCCUCCUGGUUAAAAUGGAGCUUUCAUUGCAGGGUUCCACUUCGUCUGCACCACUCUACAACACUAGCAUGCCAUUCAAUGGCUCAGGGAACAACACUGCUGAGCAGUUUACAGAAAUCAACCUUUUUGAAGUCCUCGGUCCCAAGCGAUCCCCCUUUUUUUUCCCUGUAACAACAGUUUACCUUUUAAUCUUCCUCACCGGGUUGUCUGGAAAUCUCCUGACAUGUGCAGUGAUUGCAAAGCACAAGAAGAUGCGUAACCCCACAAACUUUUAUCUUGUGAGCCUGGCUAUGUCGGACCUCCUCGUGCUGAUGUUUGCGAUGCCAUUGGAGAUUUACGACCUGUGGGAGAACUAUCCAUUCCCCUUUGGUGAGGGCGGCUGCUACUUCAAGACCUUCCUCUUCGAGACAGUUUGCUUCGCAUCAAUCCUCAAUGUCACAGCACUCAGCGUGGAGAGGUACAUCGCUGUUGUGCAUCCACUGAAAACACGAUACCUCUCAACCAAUCAGCAUGCCAAACGCGUCAUCACCGUUGUGUGGGGGGUGUCGAUGGUCUGUGCUGUUCCUAACACUUCGCUUCAUGGCCUUUUUUACUUGCCUGAGAGAAUGGAGGAGUCCGCUAUAUGUGCUGUGGUCAAGCCCAUUUGGAUCUAUAACUUGCUGAUGCAAAUCACAACUGUGUGUUUCUACUUCAUUCCUAUGAUGAUUAUUAGCAUGCUGUAUCUUGUGAUGGGCAUACAUCUGGGUAGAGAAAGGCGGUAUGCCAGGAAGAACCUGGGGAAUAAUGGCUGCAGCAACACCAGGAGAAGGAUCAGUGGAGAGAAUGGGCGCAGAGGACAGGUCGUCAAGAUGCUCUCAAUUGUUGUGGCUGUAUUUGGAGUUUGCUGGGCUCCCUUCCACAUUGAGCGGCUUCUGUGGAGCUCAGUCAGCCAGUGGACCGACGUGAUGCACAAUGUUUAUCAGUACGUCCACAUCCUGUCUGGCAUCUUCUUCUACCUAAGCUCUGCAGUAAACCCUAUCAUCUAUAGUCUGCUGUCCACAAGAUUUAGAGAGUGCUUCCGGGAACUGGUGUGCUCCCGUUCAGAGGGCAACAGCUCUGUAAGAAACUCCCCACCAUUCCCGGAGAUUUUAAUGGACACCUCCAUGUCAUGUUCAAGAACUCAGUAUGAGAUUAAGGACUCAAAUUCUUCCAUCCCUUUGCUAUCUCCUAGUGUGACUUUGACUAUGAAAACUGCUGUCCUCCCAUGUGUGGUUAAAGAAGCUGACUGCAAGACCUCUGUUUUCUGAGAUUUGUUUGAAAUCUGGAAAUUAGCAUGAACAUUGUAAACUUAUAGGUAAACAUUUGGGGAAAUGGAUUUAUUUUCUUUCUUACAAACAGACUGAGAUGCCAGUUUGCUAAUUAUCAAACUGUCCUCAAGAUACAGUAAAGACAGUCUUCAACCAUUAUUUAAAAAUACGCUUUAAGUAAUGAUUGUGAAACUGAUGGACAGACACUGGAUUUAAAUUAGAAUAAAGUUACAUUAAUUUAGUAAAGUUGAUGUCAAUGAAACCCUGUCUCAACACAAAUCGUAAAAGAUUUGUUUCGAUAUCUGGACAAUGUAACAGUCCAAGGUAAGAAAAUUACUGUUUACAUUGUAUUCAUAAGCUGCUGUGUGUUGAGCAGCUUUUAUGUGGUAAGAAUCAAGGGUUGAGCAACCUCAGUCUGUCUAAUUGGUCAAUCUUUUUCCAAACAUGUUUUGAUUUUGACUCAAAUCUUGAACAUUCAUUCUUUUGUGCAAUUGUUGGGCACUUAUUGUGAAGCUAUAUAAAAAUACGUAUAUGCACAUAUGUUUUGAACUUUGGAGGGAUAGAGAUACAAAAAGUCCAGUCAUGAAAUUGGCUUGUUUGAAAUAAACAUAUACAAUUGUGCUUCAGUACAAUCUUCAUCCUUGAGUCUCUCAAGCUAUUCACACAAGUAUUCAUCUCAUGUGCAGGACUGUUUUAGGAAGCAACGACAACAACAAUCUGUGGUAGCUUCUUGCGGUCAAACACUUAUGACCUUGGGCAACACACUGAACAAAGUGAACGCAGGAUAUUGAGUACAAGUGGUAUAAUACCCACCUUUCUACUCUAAAGAAACAGUUGGCAGUUAAAGUUGCCAUUAACAGAGCUGGCUCGAAGCUUUUUAGUCAGAGGAAACAAACUGUUCAAAUAAAUGAGAUAUUGCAGGAUCAAGCAGAACUGUCAGGUUAAUUCUGCUUCGCCUGCCCCUCUUAUUGUCUUUGCCAGACAGAGGCUGAACUAGAUGGAGAGAUAGAAAAUAGGAGCUGUGGAUGUGCUGAUGAAUUCAGAGAAGGGGUCACGUUGAGCUGUGAAUUAUUUCAGCUGGCCUUGUCACUUCCUCUGAUAUUGUAAUCUGGAAUAAUGAAAAUACAUCAGCACAACUAACAAGGCUUAAUAUGAUAGGGAAUGAAUUACAUACAAAGCAGCCAUACUACUAAGGAAAAGUUUGAACAAAUGCCUCCCUUUUCUGAUUUGCAGGUUGCAGUUAAGGGUUAGGUGUAAUAAUAAAUGCUGUGUAACUCAUUCUCAUCUUAUUACAUUUUACACUGACAUGAGAUCAUGAUGUGAACUGAUCCUUCCCUUUUCUGUUGGUAUAUUAAAAAACAUUUCUUAUUUGUAUAAGUUUUCCUUGUCAGUUGUUUUCAAGCCUGUACCUCACUGUGCCUAUAUUCAUUUCCAUGACAAUAACCAAGAAACAUGUGAAAUACAUCAAGUGAGAGCAAAGCUACCAAGAAUGUAGCGAACAUUUGCCAGAGUUUCAAGCAUAAGCAUAAUUGCAUAACACAAUUUCCACCCCCAAAAAAGUGACUUUAUGAACUCCAGCUUAAGUUCAUAAACUCAAUGUUUCUUUGACAAUUUAUCCAGGAAGACGUCAGGAGAAAUUCUGUCUGAAAGCAAAAGUUUGAAAACUUAACAAACUGGCACCCUAUGGAGGGAUUUAAAAGGGCAGUUGCGAGGGUUGUUGGCUCUGUAAUUCACCACAGUGGCAAAUAACCACUUGGAACAAAAACAGUAAUUUGAAAUACAGAUUCUGGUAUUUACCGCAAUGAUCUGCAUAGCCAUGCAAAAUCAUAUUUCUGCAUUGAUAUUGUUUUUCUUCAUAAGUUCUUAAUUUACUUGAGUAUUUCACCACACUAUAGUGUUGGAACAUUAAAAUGUUUGCCAAUUAUUGUCAUAGAAAUAAAUGUAGCUAUAGAGAAGUACAUUCUAAAUGUAAAAACGCAUGAAAGGUAAAAAUCAAGAACUUUUACUUAAAAACUUUAUGCUCACAAACAAUUAUUGCUUCAGGGAUGCCACUGAUCAAACUACUUGUAGUAGCUGCAACUUAAACUGCAUUCUGUUCCUCUUCUUAAGUUUGUGUUUUACAUUACUUUGAUUCAAACAUUACUUUUAUUUCAAAAUCCUUGGGCAAUAGUACUUCCAAUGGAGAAACGUCUUCUCGACCUUUUUGCUUCCUGAGAAUACAUUUAUAUAGAUGAUGAAGUCCUCCCUCCAUCCUUUUUCUGCUACCAAUAAGCGGCCACACAUCAUUUCACACGUUUCAUCUUAAAGAUGUUCUUUGUCAUGAAAAUGGUCCAUUCAGUGGUUAUAGUAGGACAUUUUCAGAUGAUACUGUUAAAGACAAGAUAUUAUCAUCCAUAUCUGGUUGUGCUUUCCUGCUUUAGUUAGUAUUACACAAACACUCAUUUUGUUUCAGGUUUGUUUGAAAAAUACCUAUGUGCUUUCAAAGACAAUACAAUGUUUUGUACUUUCGAUACUUUUUGUUUUUCUGGCUCUAAUCGUGAUUAUAUUUAUCCCUUUAAGAUUAAAAUAUCUGAAGCCAUAUGUAACUGGCAUUGUGCUUUUCACCUUACUUUUUGUUUUCAUUAGUUUUAAGUGUUUUUUUCUCCAUUGUCUUUUUAUGGCUCUUCAGGCAUACCAUUUGGAAAAACUGAUUGCCUACAUGUGCCAGGGAAGCGUAAAACAAAAGAAAAUGUCUCUGGAGAUUGUUUUCUUAUUGUUUGAUUGCUUAUAAAGUUUAAAUCAGGAUUCCACCUAAAAGUAAACCCAAUGCAUUAAGAAAUUAUGAACCUGUGUCUGUAUGUUUUUUUUUAAAAAAGACAGUAACUGAAGUACUACUAGGCAAGCAUGCUUUAGAGCUGUUUUUGUUUGCGCCCCAAGCUACUGUGGAAACAUGGUUAUGCUAAGAAAGUAGAAAGAAGGAUAUAUGGAUACAUUACAUGGUAAUAGGAACAUACGGUAUUUUGUUUUCUGAGAAUUGGACUUUCCUGACAUAAAGCAUAAACAAGUAGUGAGCAGAAUCAUUUCAGCCUGGAUCUUUUGUCAAAAUUGGAUCUUACUUCCGACACAUUAUUAUUACUUAAAUACACAAUUAGUCAAAAGCUAAGCUUUAAAUCUUUAUUUUUCCGAGGUGCAGCUGUCCCCUGCUGUUUAGUUUUUAAACUAAGCUUCUACCUACCUUGUGUGUGUCAGUUAAAAAACACUAACCUCAGUAUCCUUAUUUAAUAAAUUAGGUGUAUUUCCUUUAGCAAAAUUGUUGUUUGAAAUGUAAAAAAAGUUAUUUAAAUGUAUGCUUUUAAAAUAUUUUUAUUGGAUUGUCAUCAGUAAUAUUGCGCAACAGUGCCUGAUUUCUCUACCUGUUAUCUUCAUUUUGUUAAAUGCUGUACGCCUUCAGAAAAAAAUCCCAGAGGGAAAGUGUAAAAAUCCGUUGUAAUCGGACUGACAACAUGCUGAACUUGAUUAUUUUUGUUCUCAUUUGAAAAUCAACGUGUUGCAGAGCAGAAAAAAAAUCCUUUGUGUUUCAGCAGAAAAUAUAAACUAAGAAUGUAAUGCUGUACUGUGUGCUUCCCUUAAUCUUGUUAUGUCUCUUGUUGCUUGGCAGGAAAUCAUCUACGUGAUUUGAAUGACUGGUAAGCUGUUUGCCACUGAUUGUGGCUAUGUGCAAUGCCUCUUUCUGAAAGGUACACAAAUAAAUGUCUGUCUGCUUCGAUUUA